This is a messenger RNA of Andrographis paniculata, 1575 nucleotides long. RefSeq names its product probable protein phosphatase 2C 22. Gene Ontology annotation, biological process: protein dephosphorylation. The record is from RefSeq and is a predicted model, not a curated record. Bases 234 to 1382 code for a protein of 382 amino acids. Gene Ontology annotation, molecular function: cation binding; protein serine/threonine phosphatase activity. NCBI's taxonomy places the organism in Eukaryota, Viridiplantae, Streptophyta, Magnoliopsida, Lamiales, Acanthaceae. The transcript has 4 exons.
ACAAAAGUUUCAUCGUUUCGCCUCUCUCUCUCUCUCUCCGAUCUAUUCCUUGUAGUCGCAUCGAUUCUUGAUUUAUUUCUCUCCUUAUAUAAAACCCUAGCCCCAAUCUGAAACCCUAGUUUCUAAAAUUAGGGAAAGGCCGAAGAAUUUGGAGUCAAUUUGCGUGUUCUGCUCCUUUUUGUUCUUAUUUUCAGUUCGAAUUUGAGUUGGAGAAGUGAUGAUUCGGAGUUAUCAUGGAGGAAACUAGGGUAACUGUCGGUAAUGUGGAUGGUGGCGGAGAGAAAUUCUCCUCUGGCGUCGGGCUGCCGCCGAUUCCCAGUUCCGCAGGCGGCCGAAGUGUCUGCCGGCUGUUUUUGAAUUCAGAGGCCACAUCUCCCUCGUUUAAUAAGCCUCCUCAUCAGGUGGAAGUCUCAGAAGUCUCAAUUGAAACAAAUUUGAACGGACAUUCUAGUGGUGCCAAAUCCAAAUAUAUUCCCCUGCUGCGUUCAGGUGCUUGGGCAGACAUCGGUUCUAGAUCCCGCAUGGAGGAUGCUUAUGUUUGUGUUGACAAUUUGAUGCGUGAUUAUGGCUCAAACAUUAGAAAUGAUAGUUGUGCAUUCUAUGCAAUUUUUGAUGGACAUGGAGGAAAGCAUGCUGCUGAUUUUGCUUGUAAUCACUUACCAAGAUUUAUUGUUGAAGAUGAAGGCUUUCCUGAUGAGAUUGAAAGAGUAAUGUCUACAGCAUUUUUACAGACGGAUACUGCUUUUGCAGAAGCCUGCUCCUUGGAUGCAGAUCUUGCUUCUGGAACCACCGCUUUGGCGGCUGUGAUAAUUGGAAGCUCUCUGAUAGUGGCCAAUGCUGGGGACUGCAGAGCAGUGCUCUGUCGCCGCGGUAAAGCAAUCGAGAUGUCCAGAGAUCACAAACCCAUUUUAUUGAAAGAAAAAAGGCGGAUAGAAGCUUCUGGAGGUUACGUGGAUGAUGGCUAUCUCAACGGGCAACUCAAUGUGGCUCGUGCUCUGGGAGACUGGCACAUGGAAGGAUUGAAAUGCCGGGAUGGCGGGCCUCUAACUGCAGAGCCUGAACUGAUGAGCACAAGACUAACGGAAGAAGACGAGUUCCUAAUCAUAGGGUGUGAUGGUCUAUGGGACGUGUUUAUGAGCCAGAAUGCUGUGGAUUUCGCCCGUAGAAGGCUUCAAGAGCAUAAUGAUCCAGCAAUGUGCAGCAAGGAACUUGUCGGCGAGGCAUUGAAGCGCAACAGCGGGGACAACUUGUCAGCCGUUGUCGUGUGUUUCCUACCCCAACCGCCCCCCAACUUGACGGUACCUCGGGGGAGAGUGCACCGAAGCAUUUCUGCUGAAGGGUUGAAGGAACUGCGAUGCUUCUUAGAUAAAUUGGAUGAAUGAGUGAAUGAAUAGCAGAGAAUCAAGAAUCAAAAUGACAGAUGACCAUGAAUGAAAGGUUCUUGUUUUCCUAUUUUAAUUUUUAAGUUUUGAGACUUAUUUAUUUCAUUUCUGCUUUGGUGAGAGGCCACUAUUUGUAACUGUAACAUAUGCGGGGUGACUUGUUGUUUCUUGUUCUUUUUCUUUUACUCCUCCA